This is a messenger RNA of Alternaria alternata, 2463 nucleotides long. Its product is annotated as Pkinase-domain-containing protein. The coding region runs from base 1 to 2463 and encodes 820 amino acids. The transcript is spliced from 6 exons. Gene Ontology annotation, cellular component: cytoplasm. Gene Ontology annotation, biological process: intracellular signal transduction; protein phosphorylation; regulation of MAPK cascade. Gene Ontology annotation, molecular function: protein serine/threonine kinase activity; ATP binding. The record is from RefSeq and is a predicted model, not a curated record. Lineage: Eukaryota; Fungi; Ascomycota; Dothideomycetes; Pleosporales; Pleosporaceae.
AUGGAGUCGUCGUCGUCUAAGAGGUUGACGAAACGAGAGCGCAACGCGCCUCCAAUAGCCUAUUUGAAUAAAUCAUCGACACUUAAGCGUGCGCCCAGCGCAGCCAGUUACUUCAACCCGAAUCUUGGCGGCACGAGUGCAUCCUCCCUCUCGCCUGGAGGCUCGACUGCAAUCCGCCGCAGCCCUUCGCUCAAGCCCACUCCGCACCACCCAUAUGUAGACUAUCCCCAGUCGCAGGUUGCCCACCUUCCUCCCGCCUCCGUCGGCAGCCCGUUUAGUCUGAAUGCAGUGCAAGAAGCUCUGAACGCAUCCUCGAGCGCCUCACCCAACAGCAGCGGUCCACGUAGGCCCGCUGGCCCGCAGCACUCGUACACCGACCAGCCCUCGAACAACCGAUAUCUACGCCAGAGCCGCUCCUUCAACAACAAGAUGGACACGACCACGACCCCGCCAACGACGCAGUCCAACAAGACGAACCGCUACAGCGACGGCAGCGGCGAUGCGGCCAAGAAGCGCCUCUCGGGCGGCGCAAAGAAGAAGGGCACCUUCUCCAACUUCAUGAGCAGCAUGCUGGGCUCGCCGCGCCGCCCGACCAUCUCGACGCCCACCAACCCCAUGCACGUCACCCACGUUAGCAUUGACAACCACACGGGCGAGUACACGGGCCUCCCCAAGGAAUGGCAGCGCAUGCUACAGCAGAAUGGCAUCUCCCAGGAAGAGCAGAAGCAGCACCCCCAAGCUGUCAUGGAUGUGGUCAACUUCUACAAGGACAACGCUGAGAAGAACGAGGACGAUGCUAUCUGGGACAAGAUGGGCCCUACGCAGCCUCAGGGAUAUGCGUACCAGGCCAACAUCCCCCAGAACGCAAACUAUGGCUCUGCGCAGCCCCCCCUCAGUCCCCCGCAGAGCCCGCGAUUCCCACGGAACGACCUCUCUAGCUUCGAAAACCCCCGUGCGCCCCCUCCAAUUCCUCGCAGUAUGACCUCGCCCGUUGUUAACCCAGCUCCAGUCAAUGUCGCAGCUAUGGUCCCCAAUCGACCGGCACCCAAGCCUCCGGUUGCUGCUGCUGGAUCUACGGCCGCCAUGCCUACCAGACCUGCCCCGGCAGCCCCGAGUCCGAUCGUCACGCAGCAUCAGCCCCCUCGCCAGGAGCAUGACGUCCCCCAGCCUGCUUACGCCCACCCAUCUCCUUCGGAAAGCCCCAAUGGCAGUUCGUCUCGUACCCGAUCGAAUACCACGGGAGGAGGAACACCGCCACGUUUCGAUUCCCCUGCCAGUUCUACUCCAAUCUCUCCCGCCCAGCAAUACCAGCAGCAACAGCAACAGGCUAUGGCCAUGGCAACCACAGUACAGCCAAAGGCUCCCCUCGGGAGGAGUGUUAGCCAAAGGGCCCCGCAACCAAACUACGCACCACCCGUCGUCCCUGCGCAAUCACAACCGACGCCUCAACAGGUUUUCGCACAGCAAUCGGAUCCCCAGAACAUUCCACUACCAUCGCAACAAGCUCGUGUUGGCCCAGCGCCCCGGCCACGUCAAAGGCCUCGGCAGAGCCAGGGACCUGAUAUUGUGGCCAAGCUCAAUGCUAUCUGCACAAAUGCCGAUCCUAGGGAGAGAUAUCGUAACCUCAGCAAGAUCGGUCAGGGCGCUUCUGGUGGUGUUUUCAUGGCCUAUGAAAAUAGUACCAACAAAUGCGUAGCCAUCAAGCAGAUGAACCUUGAGCAGCAGCCCAAGAAGGAUCUGAUCAUCAACGAAAUCCUUGUCAUGAAAGACAGCAAGCACAAGAACAUUGUCAACUUCAUGGACAGCUUUUUGCUAAGAGGCGAUCUCUGGGUAGUUAUGGAGUACAUGGAGGGUGGAAGUUUGACAGAUGUCGUUACUUUCAACAUUAUGUCGGAAGGGCAAAUAGCUGCUGUGUGCAGAGAGACAUUACACGGCUUGCAACACUUGCACUCUAAGGGCGUUAUUCACCGAGACAUCAAGUCGGACAACAUUUUGCUUUCCCAAGAGGGCAACAUCAAGCUAACCGAUUUCGGAUUCUGCGCGCAAAUCAACGAGAGCCACAACAAGCGCACAACCAUGGUAGGUACCCCAUACUGGAUGGCUCCCGAGGUUGUGACUCGCAAGGAGUACGGCCGAAAGGUUGACAUCUGGUCAUUGGGUAUCAUGUCCAUUGAGAUGAUCGAGGGAGAGCCGCCAUACCUGAACGAGAGUCCGUUGCGUGCACUCUGGCUGAUCGCUACCAACGGAACACCGACAAUCAAGGAAGAGCAUGCCUUGUCGCCUGUAUUCCGGGACUUCUUGGGCUUCUCGCUGAAGGUUGAUCCUGACAAGCGAGCUAGUGCUCACGAUCUUCUGGUGCAUCCCUUUAUCCAGACCGCUGAACCACUAGGCACAUUAGCGCCACUGGUGCAAUCGGCGAGGAAAGCAAGGGCAGAAGAGAGACGGAAGAAGGGUGGUCUGUGA